AUGGCCUGUCUGACAAGUAACUCGGGCUUACAAGUGGAGCGAACAAGAAAACAUGUGGGCACUUCAUGGGCUUAUAUUGUGGGCCAAGACAAUCCUCAGCUCAUUGGCCACCUGGCUUUGGAACCAACCUAUGGGCCACAACCCAAAUGUCAAGGUUUACAGUUCUAUAUUCUCGCACAUUAUGCAAUGUUGAUGGGUCAUGUUUGUGAGGUGAGGAAGUGGUCUAGUGAUAAAAAUUCAUUUCUACUCAUUGUGAGUUCAACCUCAUCCUCUUUCCUAAAAACCCAUUAG
Molecule: messenger RNA, 291 nt
Organism: Ilex paraguariensis (yerba mate)
Lineage: Eukaryota; Viridiplantae; Streptophyta; Magnoliopsida; Aquifoliales; Aquifoliaceae
Source: the annotation of a GenBank genome assembly